AUGAAGAUUGAUCCCCAAAGUUAUUCUGCAUGCAACGGAGAGUUGCCACCAUUAUGUGCCAGUUUGAUUGAAACAAUCAAAGGAGCUACGACAGUAGAACGCUUCAUUGAGGAAUUAAACCGAGCUAGGGAUCUUCAAGCUGUGCUAGGAAAGACCGAAUUAUCAAGAUGGGCAGAUGUGUUAAAUCGGUGCGACGAGAUUUUAGAAGAUGCUACUGUUAUUCAAGACCAUGAAAUGAAGGUUGAUCGAUGCGGUUUUACGAAAUACAAUACGAUUUCCAUACUUCGUUUCACUGGGCUUCUCUUUGACUGCACAUCAACUAGAAGAAUAUAUGCAAGCACAGAUCGAAUUAUUCGAUUGACGGAAUGCACUGAUAUGGAUCUCGUCGGUGAAGUAUUGAGACUUCUGCAAACCAUCAGCAAGCGAUCCAAAUUCCUCACUCAAAGGCUAUGUCCAGAAGAUCAAGCCUCUCUCGUCAUGAGUCUCACAGCAAUGGCACAAUGCUGGGGAGGCAAGCUGCGCAAUCUGAAGAUGGAGGAUUGCGUUCAUAGUGACGUGAAACUACCUCCUUUGUUCCCGUUUACCUUUACAGACAGUAAAGCCAAACAUACCAUGGUUUUUGAGCGCCACAUGGUUGACCAACCAUUGUUAAAGGUAGUAGACGAAUUUGCCAAAGGAAUGACACCUGAAGACAGAUAUAGUUUACUGGCCAGAAUACGGAUGUUGCGCCAUUUUGAAGUUCGGGAGCACAGAAUGCAAUGUCUAAUUGUGCGACUACUGUCUAUUUCAACUUUAAUUUAUUGCCGUUGCCAGCCAGAUGAUGUUCAAAUAAGUGCUUUAUUGUAUAGUGGAUUUAUUGAAGAAGCUGUCGCCUUAUUGAAAGUUGAUCUUAAUUCUCAUGAGCUAAUGGAUCCUAUACAAACUGAAGCGUUAAGAAUGCUCUGUAGCGUUGUUUCUCUGGAAAAAGCCAGCAGAACAUCACAAAUUCUGGACGUAUUGAGUGCAGGAUCGUACCAUGGUUUCCUAGCCGUGUUUACAAGGAAUAUAGUAGAAGAUAUGAAGAGAAAUGCGUUGAAUACACCAGGAAAGCCAAGUGUUGCAUUGAGUACAGCGCUGCUGUCAUUUAUUUAUCAUCUCAGCAACAAUGAUCCUGGAGGAGAGACUUUGGCUGCUUGCGGUCUUACGCAGACAUUGCUGAGCGUGAUUUCUCAUCACGCUCUUCCCCUUGACCAGGCAACUUUAGCAACGCGAUGUACUCGUAUAACCGAUAAUUUCACAACGAUCGAUGUCACAGGGUUCAAUAACUGCAAAGGAAUGGAUAUCUGCAUCGACCGCCUAAUAUAUGAGGUGGACGAGUGCAGAAAGGAGCAGCCAUUUGUGAUCGACACUAGCGGCGACGUUGAUGAUGACAGCGUCGGAAGCGUUUUUGUACGGGCACCCGUUAUUGGAAAAACAUGCCAUCCACAACGCUCCGGCUUGAUCAAAGCGCUCAUCACAUUUAUCAAGCGAGCGAUCCAGGACACACAGUUUCAAGACAGCGUUCGACAUAUUAUGGAAGGACAAUUGCCUGAUGCUCUGAUGCACAUAAUCAGUAAUUCGGAAUACUAUUCUGCAUCAUUAUAUCACCAUGCCACACAACUUGUUGUCAACUUUAUCUACCAGGAACCAGCUCAAUUGACUGUUCUCCAAAACAGGCAUGUACCAUAUGUCAUACUUCAGAGUAUGUUGCGAAAAGAGCUUCCAAAUUCACGCGACGUGAUUAGUCAUAUGGGAAACGUGUUUACAGCGCUUUGUCUGAAUGAGAAAGGACUGAAGCAGUUCAAGGCCUACGCACCAUUUGAUCAUGUGUUCAACAUCGUGCUUAGCAUAAAAUUCAUCGUAACCAUGAAAAAGAAGCGAAGUGAAAUGAAUGAAGCUGCGCAGGGAAUCGGAAGCUCAUUGGAUGACUUGUUGCGACAUCAGCCUACAUUGAAACCAUUGAUGCUCAAUUCAGUACUCGGGAUGUUGGAUCGUCUCGUUGAACUCGGUAACAAUCCACCACCUAAUACGAAGAUUGUUAUGGCGUUAUCACGGUCGGCUAGCAAAGCUGCCAGUCAGAGUUUUGGCAGUGGGUCAAAUACGCCAAAUGUUGAACAGCUACCGAUGUCCCCACCAGAAAUCGAAGAAAUGUCUGAUGACGACGACGAAGCGGAAAUGAGUAUGGAUGAACUGAGCGGCGUCGGUCAAUGUAUUGCAGACAAAAUGGGUCUCGAAAUGGAUUGCCCAUCUGAUGCAAAAGAUGGCACAAGACUUCUUCCACUAGGCGACUAUUUGCUGAUUUUCACGAAGAUUUUUGAAGCCAUCAUUACACAAGUAGCCGCUGCAGACUUAGUCGAAGGUUUUGUUGAGAAGAAUGGUGUCGAAAAGAUUUUGUCGCUUUGCAAUCUUCCAUCAUUGGCUGCCGAUCUUGCUGCAAGCACGUUUUCCGCAAGCGUUGGAUGCAUUGUGAAAUUUGUGCUGCAACAUGUAAAAGCUGGAGAUAAACUGAUGCUGUCCAUAAUGGAAGUUUUCUUGCAAUCUAUCAAUCCUUUCGUUCUGCGAACAUCGCGUGGGUACAGUGAGUCCAACGGAGGUGGUGCAUCUUUACUUGUACCACUAGGAGAUGAAGGAAUCGUAACCGCAAUUACCAGUAUGAGCAAUGCUGUUCCCAUACUCAGUAUGCUGACCAAGAAUAACAGUCUCUCCGUUCCCGGCACACAGGGAGAUCUGCGGAAUCGUGUUUGGGACGCUUGGCUCACGGAUACAGGAAAAAGGUUACAUACAGGAUUCAGAAAGGUUUCCCGUGUUCUUGCGUGGGAGACAGCUCUACUCAAAAUGAUAGAACCGACGAAAGCGGUAGCAACGACGCAAACAGAUCCAAGCGAAAUUGAAGCUCUAUCAGUUGGAACAAGCGCUCCGAUAAGUCACAGUCCCUCUGAGCCGAACAACGUAAUGUCCGUGGCUGUUGAUCCACCCGCGACUGCUGCUCGUCAACCAGCUUGGGCAAUGGCAGGAAUCACACAGGCUGAGAACGCGUUUUGGCAUCGUCACAAAAAUGUUGCUGACAUGGUAAUAAAGGCUAAUAAAACUGUCUCGGAGUUUCUCAGUCAGCUGUCUCGAUCAUGCUUUGUACCUACAAGACGCAAUCGAAGAUAUGACUUUUCUGCCUCGACCAUGACCAAAUCUGCUCAACAAAUGGCAGAUGAAGUUUUUGCCGGUUUCUUCCGUGAUCUUAAAUGGACUUGUUAUAAAGUGCCUGAGGGUGGACCCAUUCCUCCUAUGGAGUUUGGUCGCCUUCAAGAAGUAAUCGUGCAAAUGUCUGUCGCUUUAUUCGAUGAUCGUCGUCAACCUUUUCAUGCAAUGCUUCAACGUUUCUAUACCUCUGGAUGCCAUAAUGCCUUCUGUGAUCUAAUGAUGAACAAACUUGCGCCUGCCCUUGGAAACGACUACAAUGAUUGGCUGGAACUUGCAUUCCUUGAGUGGUUCCGUCUUGCCAGCAAGUUGGCACAUAAACAGAACAUGUUGCAUUCGAUGUACCGACAGCCACAACCAUUAACAAUUGAGUUCGAUCCUAAAAAAUACCUGAAGCUUGUGCAUAACGAUUUCUUCCGCGCAUUUUGCGUUUUGUUCGCCAAGUUGUCCGACGAGAAAGUUGACUUGAAGUGCUGUCAGACCUUGUGCGAGACGGCCAUUUCUGUAUAUAAAGAUGUUGCACACAGCCUCACUCCUGUUUCUGAAGAUAAUCAGCGGGCUCCAAAUGACGAACUAAACGAUCCCUUAAGAGCACAAGCUGCAGAGGGUGAGGAGUCUCAACGGGACGCUGUGCUAAGACAGCUAUUACCAGAAGGAAGUGUUUCCUUGUUGGUUGACAUGGGUUUCCCUCAUGAAUUAGUCGUCCAAGCUCUGGAAGAAACAGGCUCCACCGAAGGAGCAACCGAAUGGCUGAUCAAUAGAAACGCCGCUGGGCUGCAGCAGGUGAUUUUACGUCUGUGGCUUUUUUUCAAGUUGCUGAAUUUACGUUUUUUGUCUAAUAUUGCAUUAAUUUGGCAGUCACUGGAAAGAAGCAAUGAUGUGGGAGAUUUGGAAGAAGGUGAAUUUGUCGAUGCCAACUUACCUUUCCUUCUCGGAGUUGCGGUGUCAUCUAGUAGCGGUACCAGUGACGAAAGAGAUGCAAGGCGUGCAGCCGGAACAAGCUCUUCGGUAGAUGCUGAAGACUCUGUGGAAAUGCCGAUAAUUACUCCGUUGAAGGAGCUCAACAUUGAUACAGAUUUGUCCAUAUCACGUGCUUGCAUUGAAUUAAUGCCAUUAUGUAAGCGCUUGAUGGAGCUUGGUUCGGAUCUUGUAUUCUCAUGUGCUGAUCUUGUCUCGGGUAUGGUUAGCACCCUGGAUGAAGAGUGGCGUCGUCGUCAUUUGAUUGGCCAGAUAAUGACAGAAGAGAUCAUAACCAUGGCUCAGUCUGUUAUGAGUGGGCCAUCUGAACACGCUGUUCGUGUGCUGUCUACAAGAAUCCAUUUCGCCUGUUUAUUGUUCGACUACGUCGCUGACGAAUACCUUGAGGCCAGUGCCUCACAGCCUAUGGUUUCAACUAUGCUUCUUCUCCUUGGUUUUGUUUAUGACAACUUUGAUGUCGAUUAUAUGCAGAAUGGAAAAGAGAAGGAUUACACCGUUGACUUUACUCUGAUGAAACAGAACGACGGGCUUGCCUGUCAUCAAGCUGUUUUCGCGGAAUUACCUGAUGGUGCUGAAAUUGACAUAGAGACUCUCAUGAAAUCGGAGCGUGAGUCUGUGUGGACUACCGCUGAGACAUCUCGAUUGCUGAUAAUUGUAGUCAGUCUGCUGCACAAAUCGUUAAUUCAUCAUACUGCUGCUCAUACUAUACUCGCAUUUGUUGCGCGGCUCACCAGAGACUCGAAUUGCGCUGCAAACUUCAUUCAGCAAGGUGGUAUCGCGGCUGUCUUACAGCUGCGUUGUUCUACAACACCAUCAACUUCUGUUCUUACAUCACUGAUCAUCAGGCAAUGUAUAGAUGAUGAGAACAUGAUGGCACAGGUGAUGGAGAAGAGUGUACGCGUCGUUACGAAUCCGGUGCAGUCUACUCCUCUAUCAGAGUAUCUUGGAAUGUCGGAAAAUAAACCUAAGGAUUGGUGUGAAACGCUGAAUAAGCUUUCACCAUUGUCUACAAGGGCUCCCGCCAUUUUCGUGAAUACAAUGGAAAAGUGUGCGAAAUUGGAUGGUACCUUGAUGGUUUCAACUUCAUCGAAGCCUCAUUUCUCAGCUCCUACCAGCAAUGAACGAACGCAACAGAUUGUCCAACUUCUGCUUCGUGAAUGCCUCCAUGGUGAAUGGCCAUCAGAAAGUAGCGUUCCAUUAGGACACACUAGAAUGAUAAGUCGAGGAGCCAUAUUGAGCCUAUUGGCCGAGUUAGUCAAGUCGUACCCCGGAGUUGCCUCAUUGAUAUGCGAAGCAAAAGAAGAUGGUCAAAGCGUUAUUCAUCAACUAAUUGAGCAUUUCAUAGAUGGAUCACAGGAGAAAGAUACACUUGGCUCGUUAAAGACGCUGAUCUCCAUCUUAGCGGCGUGCAAUCACUCCCCCAAGGCGCAGGAAUCGCUUGUGUCUGAUAUGAAGGCGUCGUUGGUCGCUGUUGGAAACUCGUCGCUUUCUUCGUCGGCAAUCUGCAGCAAAGCUGUAAUCAAUGCUGCUGUCGCUGAUGCUGUAAGAAUACCAUCACCAAGCAAUAGCAGGGAUGCUGCUUUGAGUCAUGCCAUUGAUUUGGGUUUGCUCGCCAACAAUCUGCUCAGCGAUGCACGUGAAUUGAGCACCGAACAAGACGAUAGAAACGAUCAGAUGCUUGUACGUGUUAGUGACAAUGCGUAUCUCAGCGAUAAUGACCAACCUCAGGAAAACGACCAUCAUCGCAGUGAAGUGAUGGAUGAGGAAAUGGAUGAAGAAGCGGUCGAAGACUCAAUGUCAUCUGGUGAAGAAGAUAACGAAGACAGAACUGUUGAGGAUGAAGAAGGGGAUGAUCGCGAGGAAGAUGACACCAUGGAUGGUGAAGAUCAGGAUGAUGAAGAAGAGGAAGAUGAUGAAGAUGGACGGAGGGAAGGCGAUGUGCAAGCUACUGUUAGAGUGGAUGCAGAAGAAAGUGGUGAAGAUGGAGAGGAAGAGGAGGAGGACGAUGAUGAAGAGAUGUAUGAUUAUCCCGAAGAAGAUGAAGAUGCUUUGCACGACAUGACAUUUGAUUUACUCGAUCGUCCAGGAUUGUCUUCCUUCGGAUUUGACGACUUUAUAUUCGGCCCUCCUAUUGGAAUAAACAGAGAGCAUCGCGGGGCUCGUAGAGAACAGUCAAGUGCUGGCGUACAUCCUCUAAUGGUAAGGCCGGCUCACAUUGCUGAUUCGCAACCGUCACAUAAUCAACAAUCUGCGCCUACGUUGGGCAACUAUCGCAGUCUUUUGUUGGAUAGUGGAAACGCGGGAAUACCAGUAACCCUGACUCGGCAAAACGCUCUCCGUCGAAUCGGCGGUGCGGACCGUGGUCGUGUUGGUCCAACAAGCCAGUUCUUUGACAGGCUAUUUGACUUGCAUGCACGUGACCGUGGUGGCCCAUUAAUGAAUAUGACAGCAGGACGAAUCGUAAGUAUGGGAUCAAAUUUGCUGGACAGUCCAGAAGAAAGGCGGAUGCGCCAGCCAGCGUCUGCACCUUCGGCUCUUGAUCGCUAUACUGAUGGCGCUGAUAUGAUGGAUGGUGUAUCAAUGCAAUAUGUCGCUAUAAUUAUAAAUACCAUAGUGACUCGUGUUGCUAGAAAACGUGUUGAAGAGGAGAAGGCUAAAGAAGCGGCAGAGCAAGCAGCCAAGAAACUCCUCGAGGAAAGCAGCAAAGGAACCUCUGAAAGUGCACCAAAGGCAAAUGAAGAGACGGGUAGCUCAGCGGCUACAGCUACUGUCUUGGCCCAUCCUCCUACUGAAGUUGCUCGGCAAGCAUGGGAUGAAUCUGCCUUGGCCAAUCGCGCAGAAGACGUCAACACAGCGAUGAGUACUGGAGACAGUGUAGCUAAUGGAGACACCCCUUGUUUACCGGUAGUCGAAGGAGAAGCCAUGGACACGUCAGAAGCAUUUGAACCCCGUGAUGUCGAAGCAGACGUGUCCAUGGACGAAGCUCCGCCGCACUCCUCUGCUGCAACUGUCGCUUCUUCUCUACCUGAAGCAGAAGCCGAUGAGGAGAGGAUGAUAACUCCUCCUCUUCCUGCUGUCUCGAAUGUAAAUAAUGUAGGGGAGGAAACAAGGGAUGCUAGCGACAGAUCUGACAACUCUGGUCACACCGAAACUACAACAGAUGAACCUUUGACGAAUGGCAAUGCAGCCAGAGCUGCUACUGAAAAUAACUCUAUUCCAGAAGAAAUUCGCGAAAUACUUGGUGAUAUUGAAAUACCUGACGGUGUCGAUCCUGCAUUCCUUGCUGCACUGCCAGAGGAUAUGCGUGCAGAAGUUAUUCGUGAUCAUCGUCGACAGCAACGUGCCCAACGCGCUGCUCAAGUUCCAGCUACGGUUCCUCAGCAGGGAGAUGGCAGCGGUGAAGGUGCUUCGAAUGUUGUGCCAAUUGUCGAACCCCUAGAUCAGGAGUUCCUUGCUGCUUUACCACCUGAACUUCAAGAAGAGAUUCUGGCUCAACAUGAACGGGCGGUUCGUGAUGCUGAGGAGGCGGUGCGUCGAGCGAACGCGCCAGCUCCACCUGCAGCUCCGGAACCUGAAAUGGAUGGUGCGGCUGUGAUUGCAUCACUUCCUCCUCAUGAAAGAACGCAGGUACUAGCCGAAAUGGAAGAAUCCGAACUGCAACGUCUCCCCACUGAGAUGCAGGAAGAGGCUCGACGUGCUCGUGCUAAUCUUGAACCAUUACAGAACAUUCUUCGCUUCCGCCAUUUGUUGAUGCCAUCUUCGGCUCGAUCGCGAGGCCUUCGUUCGAACGUAAACUUGGCUGGUUUUGGGGGUGGAUUUGGAGGGAUGGGUGCCAGUGGAAGCCAUGGGGCCGGCAGCAGCGGCACUCCGUCUGUUGGCAGCCUAGCUGGACAAGCAAACACCGCUAGUACUCAAUCACUACAGCUUCUUGAUCGGGACUCAAUACUGAUCCUCACAAUGCUGUUCUUGGUCGACAGUCGAUUGAGCAACGGUCGUUUACAGAAGCUAGUCUCCGUUUGUCCAUCAUGGCUUGAUUCUAUAACUGUCUCUGGUGUAGGUCACAACGAGCGUGCGCUAAAGAUUGCUAAGAAUGUGUCUAGAGUGGCUAUACAUCCUUUACUCUCGCCUGGUCUUUCGAAAAACGUGCUCGACAGUCUUGGUACUAUCGCAAAGACGUAUCCUGGACAUUUCCUUCCAUCUAGUCUUCGAAAAACAUCACAACAAGCGCAGUCCAAAGAAGGAGCAUCGGAAAGCUCACCAGCUCCUGUUCGUGAUGCGAGUCCCCCACUUGAGGUGUUUUGGGAACUGGUACAGGCAUCAUCUUGUAAAUCCCUUGCUGCGAAGGAGGCGCGUGAAAGUGCCGAGCGUAUGUCUCUGGAGAGUUCUCACAUGGGACGUCUUAUGCGACACCUCAGCAAAAAUUUAGUUGCUCAAAAUGGACAAGUUCAAGAUCGUUUACUACGUGUAAUUAGUUCGAUUGUGCAAACCUUGCCGAAUGACACGAUGGCAUUAUUGGGUAAUCUAGAGGGUCCAAAGCCAUUAGAAAGUCAGUUGAAAGCCGUCAUCGACGUCCUCAUGCGUGGAUCAUGUAGCAAUGAAGGCCUUGCUGACGGGCGUACAUUGCUCGUUGAAUGCAUGCGUGCGCUUCCUCCCUCCAUAACGGACACCAUCUAUGAGCAGCUGUUCACUGCAGUGCAAAACGUUGGGCUAGAGUUACAACCACAGAUCGAACGGCUUAUCGAAGAACUAGGUGAACCAGAGACCAAUGCUGUAACGGAAGAUGUUCCAUCCACCAGUAAGGCUCCGCCAACCACAUCUAAUGCAGAUUCAAAUGCUGCUGAUGCAUCGAUAGAACGUGACAGACGGCUGGCACGCACUAGAAUAGGACGUUUGGUUCUUGAUGCGGAAUCUGGCGGUCGAUUCACAUUGAGCGCAAGUUCUUGCCCUGAACUUCAACUGCCGGCAGUAACUAUGUUAACAGACAAGUCUGGUGCUCAGUAUAAGCUUUUGAGUGCUCUGCAGACAUUGUCUAAAAUACGUGACACUAUGCGCCAAAUGAAGGAAGAACGCCGCAAAAAGGAAGAGCUGGAGAAGAAAAAGAAAGAAGAAGAAGCCAAGGCUGCGGAAGCCAAGCAAAGCGGAGAGGCUAAAACAAUUGAUCCUGUUGCUGUUGAGGAACCUGUGGCAGCAACAUCAGAUACAUCAGACCCCGCUGCUGCCCCGGAAGGAUCAACUCCUAUGUCCACAUCUACAAGUGUCAAUAAUGAGGACCAGCCUAAACCACCGGUAGAGGAAUCCAACGAGGAUGUGGUGCUGAGUCAUCGUUUGACUGGUCUUGAAGAACUUUGGGAAGUCGUAUCAACGUGUCUCCUCCGCCUUGGUAAAGCAUCGGAUCAUCAUGCUGUGCUCGCACUUCAACCUGCAGCGGAAGCUUUCUUCCUAGUUCACGCGGUACCACGUCCUGCCAACGUCACAAGUGACCAUCAUCACGACGAUCCCGAUACCCUAAAAAUGAUCGCAUUCGCAGAAAAACACCGAGAAGUCCUCAAUCAAGUACUUCGACAAAACAAUUCCGCAUUGUCGCCGGGUGGUCCAUUCGCUGCCCUAAUCCAAUUCCCAAAAUUGUUGGACUUUGAUGUCAAGAGGAAGUACUUCAGAAAGGAGCUUGGAAAGAUGGAUGGAGAUAGAGGGUUCCGUCGAUCUGACGUACAAGUCCAAGUUCGAAGGUCACAGAUAUUCUCUGAUUCCUUCCGGGAAUUGUACAGGCUGAGACCAAAUGAGUGGAAGCAUCGCUUUUACAUUAUCUUCCAAGGCGAGGAAGGCCAAGAUGCUGGUGGUCUACUUCGUGAGUGGUUCUCAGUGAUCACGCGAGAAAUAUUCAAUCCGAACUACGCGCUUUUCAUCACGGCACCAGGAGAUAUGGUCACAUAUAUGAUUAACAAGGCCUCCUACAUUAAUCCUGAACAUCUGGAUUACUUCAAGUUUGUGGGACGGUUGAUAGCCAAAGCCAUUUAUGACAACAAACUUCUGGAUUGCUAUUUCACACGUGCCUUCUAUAAGCACAUCCUCAAUCUACCUGUGCGAUAUCAAGACAUUGAGAGCGAGGAUCCUGCUUUCUACAAAUCACUCGAGUUCUUGCUCAACAAUCCCAUCGAUGAUCUGGGGCUGGAUUUAAGCUUCAGUCUUGAGGUGGAAGAGUUUGGUGUCCGUUCAAUCCGCGAUUUGAAACCGGAUGGAAGAAAAAUCGACGUGACGGAUGCGAAUAAAGAGGAAUACGUCAAGCUUGUCUGUCAAAUGAAAAUGACAGGUUCUAUUCGAAAACAGCUUGAUGCAUUCCUUACCGGCUUCUAUGAAGUGAUUCCUAAACAACUGAUCAGCAUGUUCAAUGAACAAGAACUCGAGUUGCUCAUAAGUGGUCUCCCUGAUGUGGAUAUUGACGAUUUGUCAAAUAAUACUGAGUACAAAAUGUAUACAAAAACUAGUGCACAGAUUCAAUGGUUCUGGCGUGCACUUAGAUCGUUUGAACCAGAGGAUCGCGCAAAGUUCCUGCAGUUUGUCACGGGUACCAGCAAGGUGCCUCUACAAGGGUUUGCAAGUCUAGAAGGAAUGAAUGGUAUCCAGAAGUUUAGUAUUCACAUGGAUUGCCGUGGUGGUGAUCGCCUACCUGCCGCUCACACAUGUUUCAACCAGCUCGACCUUCCUCAAUACGAGUCCUAUGAGAAACUUCGUGAUUCUCUACUGAUGGCUAUUCGCGAGUGCACUGAAGGCUUUGGAUUUGCUUAA
Messenger RNA from Haemonchus placei, 10971 nucleotides. The record is from the annotation of a GenBank genome assembly. Lineage: Eukaryota; Metazoa; Nematoda; Chromadorea; Rhabditida; Trichostrongylidae.